Messenger RNA from Hypomesus transpacificus, 2245 nucleotides. RefSeq names its product surfactant protein Bb (gene sftpbb). The transcript is spliced from 11 exons. Gene Ontology annotation, cellular component: lysosome. The record is from RefSeq and is a predicted model, not a curated record. Bases 117 to 1181 code for a protein of 354 amino acids. NCBI's taxonomy places the organism in Eukaryota, Metazoa, Chordata, Actinopteri, Osmeriformes, Osmeridae. Gene Ontology annotation, biological process: sphingolipid metabolic process.
CUUCCGGGCGCACGGGCAGACAGAAAAUAGAGAGAGACAGCCCUAUACUGUAAUAUCAAGGGCACUGCGUGUAUGCCGUAAGUAGGCUAAGGGAAGACAACCGCGUUGACCAUUUUAUGAUGGCUGGUUUGACUUGUAUCCUGGUUCUCUUUAUUACCAUUUGCCAUGGCUUAGGUGAAACUCGCGUUGUUAAUGGACCAGCCACCAGGACGGACAUCACACUGGCGUCUACGUCGAACAACAUCUGCACGGACUGCCUCCAGAUCGUAGAGCUGUUCAAAGACAUGCUUUCUCAUGAAGACACUCAGGACCACAUCUACGUAACUUUGAAGAUCUUCUGCGGACGUCUACCAGGGUAUGACAAAAUAAAUAUGUGUGAAUCCCUGCUGCAAGAGCAGCUUCCUAAAGCCUACAAGUACCUGACCAACAUGGUGGCGGGUGACGCUUGUAUGGGCCUGGGGAUGUGUGCUCUUCAAGCGAUGACAGGAGUGUCAGUGAUGCUUCCGGACAAGGAUGAUUCCAGUCUCAUGCCAGAGGCUAGCGCCAGCCUGCAGGUGCAGAUCGGCCCCCAGUGCACCUUCUGUGUCCUGCUCAUUAAGAAGCUGGAGAACAUGCUACCAAAAGAGAGGACUGAGGAUGCCGUAGUCCAGUUGAUGGGGGAGGUGUGUGAUCUACUACCCGCCAGCUACAAAGACCAGUGCGAUAGCUUCGUCGACAAGUACGGCAAGAAACUGAUAGACUUCCUGUUGUCGUCCGCCGCCCCCCACUCCAUCUGCGUCCUGCUGCACCUGUGCUUGAUCAAGGAGGCCCCCGUCCCAGAGAUGCCCCUGCCCUCUGACUGCGAGUCCUGCCGCACUCUGGCGGCGUUGGGGCGGCUGCGCCUGAGCGUUAACGCCUCGGCGAGCCACACCUCCUCCUUCUUGCGGUCCGUCUGCCUGCAGCACCCUGGAGCUAUCCCCAAGUGUGAGGUUUUCACCCGGCUGCACUGGUCCAGCCUGCAGAAGGUUCUGGGAAGCCAAAAGAAUGAGUGCCAGAGGAUGGGUCUGUGUGAGUCUGUGGGGCCAGAGAGGCCCUUUGGAGAGGACUCCUGCUCCUGGGGCCCCACGUACCGCUGCAGAGACAUGAAGACAGCUGAGCAGUGUGGCAGUGUAACAUUCUGCCAGACAUUCAUCUGGAAGUGAAUGGAAAACCAAACUGCGACAUGUCGAAGCUGUUUGAGGAAGUCCUAACUGAAAACAAGUUGUGUAAGAUUUUGUUGCGGUUGAAUGUUUAUGAAAUGAUAUGCGCUAUUGUCUUAUGCUCUUCCUUUUGCGGAAGAAACUCAUCGAUAUUGCACUGAUGUUUGUGUUGCUGGCUUCUUAUUUUCACUGUGAUUGAUGUAUUUUAACUGAAUUUUUAAGCGCAUGCUAUGCAAUCAACAUUAACCAGUAUUAUAUCCUAUAUCCUUCUAACUUUUAAAGCUGGUCUCUUGAAAGAGUUAAAACAUUUCACGGUCCAUAUCUUUUCACCAAAAUGUUUAUUUCUUACAAAGCAGCUCACUAUGCAACACAAGUCACUUGGACCUGAUCAUUGCUUGAUACACCAUUGAAAAAUCAGUAUUUUCUACAUUAUAAUGUCCACUUCAACCCACAAGAGGGAAUUUGGACUCCUUCAGCAUCCCAGGCAGGUUGCUGUCAACUUUGAAAAUAUUGGCACUUGAAAAACACCUGGAGAUAGGUCCUGUCAGGCCCCUGUGGAGUGGUGAGUCAAGCGGUCACCAAUGAUGAUGAGUCAGAUGGUUGAGCGGUGAGGGAGUCGGGCUAGUAAUCAGAAGGUUGCCGGAUCGAUUCCCCGCCGUGCAACAUGAUGUUGUGUCCUUGGGCAAGGCACUUCACCCUACUUGCCUUGGGGGGAAUGUCCCUGUACUUACUGUAAGUCGCUCUGGAUAAGAGCGUCUGCUAAAUGACUAAAUGUAAAUGUGAGUCAGGUGGCGAAGUCACUGGCGGGCCCCGGAGUUGCAAAGUGUUUGGUUUAAAACCCCCACCACCCACAGUUGACUGGUGUGACAUACUUUUAUUUUCAAAAACCAAUAACAAAACCUCAAAGCUCAUCAACUAGUUACACAUGAAUAUACUUUUAAAGCAGGUUUAUUUGACCAUUUCAAGUUACAUUUAAAAAGUAGAGUGACAAUCAAAUCCAAAAAGGAAAAAAAAUACAUGUUUACAUGUUUCUUGGAAUCACAAAUAAAAUGUUGUGGUUGUCUUGG